Melitaea cinxia (Glanville fritillary) is the source of this 1938-nucleotide messenger RNA. Its product is annotated as hippocampus abundant transcript 1 protein. Gene Ontology annotation, biological process: transmembrane transport. Bases 1 to 1452 code for a protein of 483 amino acids. The record is from RefSeq and is a predicted model, not a curated record. Gene Ontology annotation, cellular component: membrane. Gene Ontology annotation, molecular function: transmembrane transporter activity. Lineage: Eukaryota; Metazoa; Arthropoda; Insecta; Lepidoptera; Nymphalidae. The transcript has a single exon.
AUGACGCCCACAAAGACUACAACAACUGAAGUAGAAAUGGUGAUUCGGAAUAGAAAAACUGUUAUGAAAGACGGGAUAAUGACAAUGUCGGGUAUCGGAGAGCCUUCAGUCUUCCACGCAUUGGUGGUUAUUUUCUUGGAGUUUUUUGCAUGGGGCCUGCUCACCAUGCCGAUAAUAUCCGUGUUAAACGCUACUUUUCCCGAUCACACGUUUCUGAUGAAUGGUCUCAUAAUGGGCAUCAAAGGAAUUUUAUCGUUCCUAUCAGCACCACUAAUUGGAGCUCUAUCUGACGUGUGGGGGAGAAAAUUCUUCCUACUAGUGACAGUAUUCUUCACGUGCGCGCCGAUUCCGCUAAUGACCUUCAACACCUGGUGGUUCUUCGCGAUGAUAAGCAUCAGUGGUGUGUUUGCUGUGACCUUCUCGAUCGUGUUCGCGUACGUGGCUGAUGUAACAACGGAGGCUGAGAGGUCGCGCGCUUAUGGCUUGGUGUCUGCGACCUUCGCCGCUAGUAUGGUGAUAUCGCCCGCCUUAGGCGCUUAUCUUAUGGAUCUGUACGGCGAGGCACUGGUCGUCGCUGCCGCAACCGCUGUGGCGGUCCUGGACGUUUUCUUCAUUAUGGUCGCUGUUCCUGAAAGUCUUCCGGAGAAGGUCAGGCCGAGCGGCUGGGGCCCGGCCAUAAGCUGGGAGCAAGCGGACCCCUUUGCUGCUCUAAGGAAAGUCGGUGCCGACCGCACGGUGCUCAUGUUGUGUGUGGCAGUGUUUCUGUCGUAUUUGCCCGAAGCUGGACAAUACUCGUGCAUUUUCGUGUACUUGAAGUUAGUGAUGGGCUUUGGUGUGGUGCAAGUGGCGAUAUUCAUCGCGAUCGUCGGCGUCCUCAGUAUCGCCGUGCAAGUCGUUCUUGGCUUCCUCAUGCGAUCUCUCGGUGCAAAGCACACUAUCAUGCUUGGACUGCUAUUUGAGAUGAUGCAACUCAUGUGGUACGGCUUCGGCAGCCGUACAUGGAUGAUGUGGGCUGCAGGUGUGUUAGCGGCCCUCGGCUCCCUUACAUACCCAGCAAUCAGUGCGUAUGUGUCAGUGAAUAGCAGAGCAGACCGGCAAGGUGUUGUCCAAGGAAUGGUGACUGGUGUCCGAGGCCUCUGCAAUGGACUAGGUCCAGCUAUGUUUGGCGUCAUCUUUUAUUUAUUCCAUGUUGACUUAAACGAAGAACAUGCAGUGCCUGGCAUUAAUCCAAGGCCAGACGAAGAGAAAUACGUUAGAAUGAUCCCUGGACCUCCUUUUGUGCUUGGUGCUCUAUUGGUUAUCUGUGCUCUGCUCGUGGCUGCAUUCUUGCCUGAAGACGGAACCGUUGGACAAAGGCGAUCUUCACCAGAUUUGCGAUUCGAGGUCGAGCGUGGACGACGCGUGGCCGGUCCCCUGUCCCCGUUAAUGGCUCCAGAGUCCGCGGCCCUCUAGCUAGCGGUGAAGGCCGGCCGAGCGGCCAGCGUAUAAUUGUCAGGCUGUGUACGCCGUGAGGCGUCGAGGAGAUUGCAUUUAUGAAGGUACCAAAGCGAACUCAGUGAACAAAGUGAGUCCACAAUUUUAUGAUUGCACAUCGUCUACAUUCCUGCAUUUCAUCUGUUGAUUAUUUCUUUACCUGAUAAUGAAUACUUGUUCAUGUUUUUUAAAACUUUAAACUUAUUUUUGUAUCUUCACUGGCUCUAGUGGUCAUGUACAUAUUAUAUAUAAAAUAAAAUCAUAAGACGUUUUACGUUUUCUGUUUCAUAUUUCGAGCUGAACAUCACACAAUUAUUUUAAAAGCUUAACAACAAUGGCUGUUACCGUACUAUUUAUAAAUAGGACAAAACGAUAAAGAUAAUUGCACUUAUGAGGACAACUGCAUGUUUAGCUAAUCAUAAAUUGCUUAAACACGGGUCAUUAAAUGAAGCUGAGUUAAAAAAA